AUGUGUUUAAAAGGUGGAUAUGAGGUUCCAGCCAUUCCUUCGGUGGGCUCACCAUGUCGCAGCUCGUUUACCACUGAUGCAACCAAUUGUUUGAGAACCUUCCAUCAUAAAUUCGCUGCAAACAAGUCGGAUCCAGAUCUUUGCUCGUAAGUUGAAUCUUAAAAAAAAUAAUUUAAAGUCUUCCCAGUUAGCUACGUGCCAAGAACAAUCCACUAUACUUAACUCCCAUAUUAUCUAUGACCCUAUAGGGUGUGGUGGCAGUCAGUGGCCAUGGUUUGCAAAUAGUUUAGAAGUCUACCUAUGCUUAAUGUCAUAAUUAUCCAUUUUUUCCCCGACCUUCAGUCUCCUCUCAUUUCCCCACACAGCAAUGUUCCCCGGCCUUUUCCUUCAGAAUUCCAGGGACAAGCUUGUCAAAUCUCGCCAGUUUCAACUUGCAGUAGAUCGAUAGGGAAAAGUCACUGGACGGAAAAAUGGAUUUGGACAAAUUUACUCCUGGCAGAUAGGGGCAAAAAUGGUAAAUGCCACAUUUGCAUGGUCCAAAAAACAGGGGGUGUAAAUAACUGGGCAAUGCAAAUGUUGCAUUUACCAUCUUUGCCUCAGAUUUACUCAUCUGUUUUUAAAAUCUUGCGACAUAUUUGCCAAAAGCAAAUUUGUGCAAAAUCCUUUUUUUCGUCCAGUGAGUGAUGCCGAGCCAUUAAGGGUUAAAGAAUUUAACUAGGAGAUAGUUAAGGAGAUAUUAGGAACGAUUAUGCAAAGUAGAUUGAGUCCCUCUGCCUCCCCAAUUUCUCUGCUCCGCCCGAGCAGCCCCUUUCUCCCUUUCGCCACUUCAGCCGCCCCCUACCAUAAAAAAUUCCUGACACAUUGGUCUCUCUUCAUUUCGACAGGGAAAAUGCCAAAGCAAAGAAGUGCCUGAAGAACCUGUCACGGUCGGAAUGUACCUUUUCAUCUUCUGACCAGGAAUUAAUAGAUUUGAGCUACAACGACUACAAUCCUUUCUGCAAUAUAAUCGAGAUCCUGGAGCAACAGGAAAUGACCAAUGUUAUGGUGUGA
Molecule: messenger RNA, 1050 nt
Organism: Porites evermanni
Lineage: Eukaryota; Metazoa; Cnidaria; Anthozoa; Scleractinia; Poritidae
Source: the annotation of a GenBank genome assembly